This is a messenger RNA of Lecanosticta acicola, 1492 nucleotides long. The record is from the annotation of a GenBank genome assembly. NCBI's taxonomy places the organism in Eukaryota, Fungi, Ascomycota, Dothideomycetes, Mycosphaerellales, Mycosphaerellaceae.
AUGCUCUCGAGCGCACUCUGGCUGCUGUGCCUUGCGGCAGCUGGGUCGAACGCGCAAGACACCUCCUCCUCUGCCACAUCAUCCGGCAGCACCUCGAGUUCGACUUCGCCCACGAGCACCAGUAGCACACAAUCCCAACCCUCCCUCUCCUUCACCCUCUCCGGCUGGUCCACGCUCACCGGCUCCGAGAUUGCUACCUCUGCUUUCACCGGAACCCAGUAUACCUACCUCUCCUACACCACUCAGACACCCGUCACCUUGGUGAGGACGACAUCCGAAAAUGGCACCCUGGCAACCAUCACCACCACAUCCAUGCCAUCCAACUCGCAGAUUACUGUGGCCAUGACCUCCGCAUCGGUGACAGCCAUCGUCGGUUCUGCCGCCAACUCCACGACGAACCAGACCGCUACCGCAACCACCAGCUCCGCACGGCCGUCGAAUACUCUGCCCUGCAAUGGCUUCCCCGAGUUCUGCACCCGAAAGUACAGCAACAUCACCAUGGUCGCUGCCCACAAUGCGGCCUUUGUCAUCAAGAACAAUGCUGCUAGCAACCAGCAACUCCCCAUCCGAGAUCAGCUGAAUGACGGGAUCCGCAUGUUGACGGGCGAAGUUCACUACGUCAACAAUACGCUCUACAAUUGCCACACGAACUGCAACAUUCUGAAUGCUGGGACGUGGCAGACUGAACUGGAGACCCUCAAGUCGUGGCUGGAUGAUCACCCGUACGACGUGGUCACCGUUCUCAUCGUGAACAGCGACUUUACGGCCGUGGAGAACUUCGUGGCACCCAUCACGAACUCUGGCCUGCUAUCAUACGCGUAUACGCCAUCCUACAUCCCGCAAUAUCGGGACCAGUGGCCGACGCUGGGCGAGAUGAUUCUCAAGAACCAGCGUGUCGUGUUCAUGAUGGACUACAAGGCCAACCAGAACUCCGUCCCGUACAUCUUGGACGAGUUCUCACAGGUGUGGGAGACGCCCUUCUCGCCAACCGAUCAGGCAUUUCCGUGCACUCAGCAGCGCCCUCCGAAUCUCGACCAGACAAAGGCCCGAGACGACUUCAUGUACCUUGCCAACCACAACCUCAACACCGCCAUUGAUCUAUCCUCCCUUGGAAUCUCGGGGGCCUCGCAGAUCCUCAUUCCAAACACUGCAGAGCUCAACAUCACCAACGGCGAGCAGAAUGAGUACGGACGUCUUGGUGCUAUGAGUAUCAACUGCACGAGUGAGUUAUCCUUCGCCCAUCCUAGUUCUCCAACCACUAAUCCCUCCCUCCAUAGACACGUGGAAUCGUCCCCCGAACUUCUUGCUUGUUGACUACUACAACAUCGGAAGCCCGACUCAAGGCUCAGUCUUCGAUGUUGCAGCAACUGCCAACGGCGUGACUUACACCCAGCAAUGCUGCGGCCUGAAACAGUCUGCCGCUCCAGUGGUCCGUACCAGCUUUGGUGGACUCUUCAUUGCCGUCCUGAGUACUGUUGUGAUUGCAUGGUGA